Nasonia vitripennis (jewel wasp) is the source of this 1008-nucleotide messenger RNA. It is a transcript of the gene Tsr2, whose product is annotated as TSR2, 20S rRNA accumulation, homolog. Gene Ontology annotation, biological process: maturation of SSU-rRNA from tricistronic rRNA transcript (SSU-rRNA, 5.8S rRNA, LSU-rRNA). Lineage: Eukaryota; Metazoa; Arthropoda; Insecta; Hymenoptera; Pteromalidae. Gene Ontology annotation, cellular component: nucleus. The record is from RefSeq and is marked provisional.
GUGUUUGGAAACUGAUUUUGGAAGAGAUUGAAGUAAUUCGGAUUUUUGGUCGAGAAAUUAUUCUUGUUUUGGAAACUUGGAGAAUGUAGUAUCUCGGAAGUGAUUACACAGGAUUAGGAAAAAUUUGAUUUUGACGUUAAUAAUAAGCGGCGUGGAACCUGCAGUGUGAUGAUGAUUCUAGCUUUACAUUUGGGAUAAAAGAACGAGUAGUAUCCAUUCAAAGUGAACAAGCUUGAUAAUCAAUAAAAAUGGCAGAUAAUAAUGAAAGAUGCUUAAACAUCAUAGAAAGAAUAUUUUCUAACUGGACAGCGCUAAGAAUGGCUGUAGAGCAUGGCAUGGGAAGUACUGAACAGGCCCGUAACUUUUGUGAAUAUGUGGCAGAAAUAUUAAGAAUAAACGAGAAGCUAGAUCAGUUGGACCUUGCUGCAGAACUAGAAGAUUACAUGGAUGCUGAAUUUCAUACGCAAUUAGAAGACGACAGUGAGAAGCAAGUGGCAGAAGAAAUUCAUCGACUCCAUUAUUUACUUUUAAACGAUGUUGAAAAAUUGGACAGUGAAAUUUUAAAGUUACCUGAAGUUAAACCGUGGAUUGUUAAAAAGACUGAAACAGUUCGCAAAGUAUUAGAUGAAGCAGAAGGUAAUGACGAUGAAGAUGAUGAAGGUACUAAUGUACCAAGAAAUAAAAUGGAAGUAGAUGACGAUGGUUUUGCGUUAGUUACCAGGAAGAGAAGAUAGGAAUAUAGAACUGUAAAUAUUUCUAAUUUGUAACUCUUUCAGACUAGCACACUUAAAUAAUAAUGGUAGAUCAAUCAUGCACAGUGCGAGUAGUAAAUUUAUUGUUAUUCUGAACGAGUUAAAAUAUAAUAACUAUGAUCACUAUGUGCUCCACAAUAUUUGUCAUACCUAAAAGAAUUCUAUGAUAGACGUAUCAUUGGUCAUUAUGUAAAAACUCGUAUUAGAGUUUUGACACCGCUUGUUGCUGGACAAUUAUAAUAUAUAAGUUGCUCAA